Messenger RNA from Suillus paluster, 336 nucleotides. RefSeq lists its product as uncharacterized. The record is from RefSeq and is a predicted model, not a curated record. Bases 1 to 336 code for a protein of 111 amino acids. NCBI's taxonomy places the organism in Eukaryota, Fungi, Basidiomycota, Agaricomycetes, Boletales, Suillaceae. The transcript has 4 exons.
AUGCAAUGGGUUGUUCCUGGGCAAAAGAAACGGAUCCUCAUGGGCUUAGCCGGCAUUGCGCUACAGUGCAGGCAAUACCAGAAGGCAAGUGCAUUAGCCACAGAGAAAAGGUGGGAACGGGCAAAAGAGUCGGUUCAAUUAUCACGAAAAUUGAUGACUAGUAGCAUUACUCUGCUUCAGCCAGUCCGAUUCACAAAGGAUCGCUGUGCAAAACCCAUAGCCCAUUGUGAACCUAAGGCAAAGUUCACUGACAAGAGCAAGGCACCUAUUAAUGUUGUCAAUAUGACACCGAAAGGUAACUAUGACAUUCCAGAAUCACAUCAACAUCCUUCGUGA